GUACUGUUUGUUAUUACGGAAACACCUGCUUCGUCACUGUUCAUUCCGUCUUAAAGGGAUGAGGCGGUGAUGUAAGUACACGGAAAACCAAACAGGCUCCCGACAAACAUGCUGAGCUACGCGCUGGUCGCGUGUUUGUCGGUUUUAGUGGCCGUACUGUUUCUUCCGCCUGAUUGGUCUGUUGAUUUGGGGAAAGAGUCACAGAAGUUGCGCCUCCUAAGCAGGAGUGACCUCUCUCUAUACAACGGAGAAAAGGGCAGCAGGGGCCUUUACUUGGCCAUUCUGGGCCAGGUUUUUGAUGUACACAAAGGGCACAAACAUUAUGGACCCGGUGGUGCUUAUCAGUCUAUGGCAGGUAAAGACGCCUCGCUGGCCUUCAUCACUGGUGACUUUACAGAAAAGGGCCUCAUAGAUGAUGUGUCCAGUUUGUCUCCACUGCAGGUGGUGGCCCUUUAUGACUGGCUGGCCUUUUAUCACAGACAAUACCAACAUGUUGGGUUGCUAGUAGGACGGUACUAUAAUGAGACCGGACAGCCCACAAAGGCCCUGCUGGAGGUCGAAGCAUUACUAGCGGAGGGCCAGAGACUAAAGGCCCAGGCUGAAAUUGAGAAGGUUCACUUUCCUGCCUGCAACUCUGAGUGGAGCGCUGGCCGGGGUGGAAGAGUCUGGUGCUCCACUAAAAGUGGUGGAGUGAUAAGAGACUGGACGGGUUUGCCACGAAAGCUUUUCUCCCCAGUUUCCGGCUAUGUACAGUGUGUCUGCAUCAAAGAUCCAUCUACAGCAGAAGAAGAUCCCAGCCUACAGGAAUAUGAUGGCUGCCGUUCAGAUGCCGACUCAUGCAUGGUGGGAGAAGACCAAGUCUCUGGAGCAGUCACGAAAAACAGGCCGAUGCCUUCAGAUUGAACACGCUUCAGAAAAGGAAAUCACAAUGAGCCUUUUUAUAACAGAUGACGGAUAAAGACAUGUCGCUGCACGCUUUGUCGAUGACCUUUAUAUAAAGUUGUCCUCCCCUCCUCUAAAAGAAUACACCAGGAAGAGACAGACCAGAUAUCUGAGCAUACAGAUACAAUGUGCAUAAAAGAUUAAACAAUGUGCAUAAAAGAUUAACAGAGGCAAGAUUUUUAGGUUGUCACAAUGACAAGCACAAACUGCAUUUAAGUACAAAACAGUUGUAGUGGUCAAAAAUAUCACACAUUUAUCUGUACAAUUUAACAAUACUUAAAGAGGCCACUCCACUUGGCUGUCCCUCUACUUAGUCCGCAUCUUCCCCCAAUCAUCUGAAAUGUCGCGUGUUGCUGAUAAAGUGCACCGGUUAGGCUUAGAAAUUAAGGUCAUUAAGUGGGACGGGUCGACGUGAUCACAUAGCAAUGAUGGCCUCAGGCAGGUAAAAAGAAAAAAAAAUCUGGAAUGUUAUUGGGUGACCCCUUUCAGGACAUGAUUUAUGAUAUAACUGAUGUAUGAAGGCUAUAAAUGAAAUGACAUGCAUAGGCAUAUGAUAUAGAUCUGUCGCAAUAAUGUGAUGAAUUUGGCCCUCAGGUUCUUUGUCUUUAUAACUACUCGAUUAUAUCCAUUUUCUCUGGAGGGGGAAAUAAUUUGCUGUAGUUGUGCUCAAUUUCAUGAGUUUGCUGGCAUCAAAGUUAUUGUUUUAAUUAUGAUUAAUUUUUACUCUUUUGAGAAAGUUACUUCAAUUGAAAAUCUACUAAAAGGUUAAUGAUAAUUACUCACAUGGAUAAAUAAAUCUAUAUAACUGAU
This is a messenger RNA of Fundulus heteroclitus (mummichog), 1752 nucleotides long. RefSeq names its product neuferricin. The record is from RefSeq and is a predicted model, not a curated record. Bases 109 to 903 code for a protein of 264 amino acids. Gene Ontology annotation, cellular component: membrane; endomembrane system. NCBI's taxonomy places the organism in Eukaryota, Metazoa, Chordata, Actinopteri, Cyprinodontiformes, Fundulidae. The transcript is spliced from 4 exons.